Molecule: messenger RNA, 2844 nt
Organism: Chaetomium globosum CBS 148.51
Lineage: Eukaryota; Fungi; Ascomycota; Sordariomycetes; Sordariales; Chaetomiaceae
Exons: 2
Coding region: 1-2844 (947 amino acids)
Biological process (GO): endoplasmic reticulum to Golgi vesicle-mediated transport; COPII-coated vesicle cargo loading; intracellular protein transport
Cellular component (GO): endoplasmic reticulum exit site; COPII vesicle coat
Molecular function (GO): zinc ion binding; SNARE binding
Source: RefSeq, a predicted model, not a curated record
AUGUCCGCCCCCCACGACGGCUACGGCCAGUUUCCGCCUCAACAACCCACCGAACAACCCCCGUAUCCCGACCAAGGUUAUGCGAACCCGGCCGAUGCCCCGCCCCCGGCUGCUGGCGCACCUCAUGCUGCCGACCAUGGCAAAAAAAAGAAGCGCGCAUAUGCUGCCGGCGCCUUCGAUGUCGCCGCGGGGGGCAAUGCUGCAGUAGGUGGUCAGGUACAAGGGGGGGGCCAGUUUGGAGCUCCGGCCCCGGGCUAUGGAGGCUAUCCGCAACCAGAGGCCCAGCCCGCUACUUAUGGCGCCCAACCUGCUGCCUACGGCGCCCAACCGCAACAACCGUAUGGGAUGCCUGCGCCGGCACCUGCCGUGGGAUAUCAGGCCCCGGAACCGUAUUACCCCUCGGCCGGCGCUCCUCCGGUCCCGGGUGACGUUGCCGGUUUGGCCUCCGGCAUGUCGGCCAUGAAUCUUGGACCGGGAGCGCACCAGCAACCGCAGCAAGUUCCGGCCCAGGGGAGAGUCGGCCCCCUCAACCAGCUCUACCCGACCGAUCUCCUCAACCAGCCCUUCAAUGUCUCCGAGUUGGACCUCCCUCCGCCGCCUAUCAUCUUGCCGCCGAAUUCCAGCGUCACCCCUUCCCCAGAUGCGAACUGCCUCCCAAAAUAUGUGCGAUCGACCGUGAACGCUAUCCCCACGACGCACUCGUUGCUCAAGAAAAGCAAGCUACCGCUGGCGCUCAUCAUUCAGCCUUACGCCGCUCUUCACGAUUUGGACGACCCUGUUCCCGUUGUCCAGGAUCAGGUCAUCUCACGUUGCCGGAGGUGCAGGUCUUACAUCAACCCAUUUGUUACCUUCCUGGACCAUGGCCACCGAUGGCGCUGCAACAUGUGUAACCUCACCAACGACGUGCCUCAGGCAUUUGACUGGGACGCCGCGGCUCAAAAGACCGUUGAUCGGUGGCAGCGGCACGAGCUGAACCACGCCGUCGUCGAAUUCGUGGCCCCGCAGGAAUACAUGGUCCGCCCCCCGCAGCCGCUGGUCUAUCUCUUCUUGUUUGAUGUCAGCUAUGCUGCUGUAUCGACCGGUCUCCUUGCCACUAGCGCCCGUACCAUUCUCGACAGCCUGAAUAGGAUCCCCAAUGCCGAUCGGCGCACUAGACUCGGGUUCAUCGCUGUGGAUUCCAGCUUACACUACUUCUCAGUGCCCAAGGACUCGGAUGAGAACGGCGAGACGAGCAUGCUCGUAGUGAGCGACUUGGACGAGCCGUUCCUCCCGGUUCCCCAGGAGCUGUUGGUCCCCCUGACCGAGUGCCGGAAUAGUAUCGAGAACUUCCUCACUAAGCUCCCCGAAAUGUUCGCCAACAACCAAAACAAUGGGUCCUGCAUGGGAUCUGCCCUUAGGGCUGGGCAUAAGCUGAUCUCACCCCUCGGUGGCAAGAUCGUGGUCCUCAGCGCCUCACUCCCCAACGUGGGCUAUGGCAAGCUCGAGAUGCGGGAAGACAAGAAGCUGUUGGGCACCUCCAAGGAAAACGGCUUGCUCCAGACUGCGAACAGUUUCUACAAGAGUUUCGCCGUCGAAUGCUCCAAAAAUCAGGUUUCAAUCGACAUGUUCCUCUUCUCGUCUCAGUAUCAGGACGUGGCAUCGCUCAGCAACCUUCCGAGGUACACGGGCGGUCAGACAUGGUUCUACCCAGGAUGGAACGCGGGUCGCCCAGAGGACGCGAUCAAGUUUGCCUCCGAAUUCAGCGAUUUCCUCUCCUCCGAGAUCGGUUUGGAGGCGGUUCUUCGCGUUCGGGCGACCACCGGUCUGCGCAUGAGCACAUUCUACGGAAAUUUCUUUAACAGGAGCUCCGACCUGUGUGCGUUCCCUGCCUUCCCUCGCGACCAGUGCUACGUGGUCGAGGUGGCCAUCGACGAGAACUUGACCAAGAACGUCGUCUGCUUGCAAACGGCGGUUCUGCACACGACGUGCAACGGUGAGCGCCGCAUCCGAGUGAUGACGCUCGCUCUGCCGACAACAACCAACCUUGCCGAUGUCUACGCUUCCGCCGACCAAUGCGCCAUUACCACGUACUACAGUCACAAGGCCGUGGAAAAAGCGCUCGGCAGCGGCCUCGACUCUGCUAGGGAUAUGCUACAGAGCAAGGUUACCGAGCUCCUGCAGACCUUCAGGAAGGAGUUGGCUGGCGGCAGCAUGGGCGGCGGGCUCCAGUUCCCAUCCAACUUACGGGGCCUACCAGCCUUGUUCCUGGGCUUAAUCAAGCAUGUUGGACUGAGGAAAUCGGCGCAGAUCCCGUCGGAUCUACGAUCUGCAGCCCUCUGCAUGCUGUCGACCCUCCCCCUCCCGCUCCUGAUGCAAUACAUCUACCCCCGGCUGUACUCGUUGCACGACAUGCCCGACAACGCGGGCUAUCCCGACCCGGAGACAAGCCAGAUCGUGCUACCGCCGCCGCUCAACCUUUCGUCGGAGCGGUUCGUGCCCUUCGGCCUCUACCUCAUCGACGACGGGCAGACGCAGUUCCUGUGGGUCGGCCGCGACGCCGUCCCGCAGCUGCUCGUCGACGUGUUCGGCGUGACCGACCGGGCGCAGCUGCGCGUCGGCAAGGGCGCGCUGCCGGAACUGGAUAACGACUUCAACGAGCGCGUGCGUGCCGUCGCGCUGAAGAGCCGCGACCACAAGGCAAAGGGUGUCGGGAGCAUCAUCGUCCCGCACCUGUACAUUGUUCGCGAGGACGGCGAGCCGAGCUUGAAGCUGUGGGCCCAGACGCUCCUGGUGGAGGACCGGGCGGACCAGGGGAUGAGCUACCAACAGUGGAUGGGGACGCUGAGGGAGAAGGUCAGUACUUGA